Messenger RNA from Nicotiana attenuata, 659 nucleotides. RefSeq names its product copper transporter 1-like. NCBI's taxonomy places the organism in Eukaryota, Viridiplantae, Streptophyta, Magnoliopsida, Solanales, Solanaceae. Bases 117 to 611 code for a protein of 164 amino acids. Gene Ontology annotation, cellular component: plasma membrane. The record is from RefSeq and is a predicted model, not a curated record. The transcript has a single exon. Gene Ontology annotation, biological process: intracellular copper ion homeostasis; copper ion transmembrane transport. Gene Ontology annotation, molecular function: copper ion transmembrane transporter activity.
GAAAAAAGUACACUUUACUGCACUGUACUAUCAAUGCUUCCUUAAAGAUCGGGAAAACAACCUUUUUAAGUUAAAUCUCUUAAUUAGAGAAAAUUCAAGAAUAGGGCAAAAAAGAAAUGAACAACGGCGGCCACAUGCAUGGAAUGGCUAUGGCGCCGCCGCCAUCAGCCGCCAUGAACAACGGCACAGGAGGAGGCAUGAUGAUGAAGAACCAUCGACAUAUGAUGAUGCACAUGACAUUUUUCUGGGGAAAGAAUACUGAAAUUUUGUUCUCCAAUUGGCCUGGAUAUGAUAAUUUGGGCAUGUACGUUAUGGCACUUUUCGUCGUCUUUUUCAUGGCUGUUCUGGUCGAAUUUCUGUCUCAUAGCAAUUACAUUAAGGAAAAUGCUGAUCAUGUGAGCGCGGGGUUGAUCCAGACAACUUUGUAUGGAUUGAGAGUUGGUUUGGCUUAUGUUGUUAUGUUGGCUGUUAUGUCGUUCAAUGGUGGUGUUUUCUUGGUUGCUAUUUUUGGGCACAUGUUAGGGUUCUUGGUUUUUGGAAGUAGGGUUUUCAAGAAAUCUUCUAAUGAGGGAAAGACUAUGGAUCUUCCACCAAUGAGCUGUAGUUGUUGAAUUUAUUUAUUUAAAUUAAUGGAUGUGCUUAGAGUUUUAUCUCGUUUA